AUGGUUCUAAGACCAAAGCCUGAUGCCAGCUAUGCCUCGGUGCGACUUACAAAAAAGAACUACACUGGCCAGCCGCUAUUAAGCCAGGUCGGAGGCAGGAAAAUCCGCGAGGACAGCAGGUAUGGAAAGAGCGACAGCCAGCAAAGCAUGAAAAAGAAAGAGCGCCCGGAACCUGCGACGGACGACGAGCCCCUCAGCUCCAGCGACGAUGAGAGUAGCGAUAGUCAAGCGUCCUUGGGAAGCGGGAAAGAGAAUGGCAAUAGCAACACAGACAGUACAAAAGGCAAUGACGGAAGGAGCGGCGGGGAACUGCAGGGAAUCAGGAGGUCUGCAAGGCAGAAACCUGCUGCCCGCCAGCAGCAACAGGAACAACAGAAGUCGUCUCCCAAGCGGUCCUUCAGUCAGACGCUGGACCAAGACGAAGAUGAACCGUUUCCAGAAUUCAUGACGUCGUCACAGGCAUCGAAGAGGCGCAGAAAUGUUAGCUACGGAGGCUACAAGAACAUCCACGCCUCUUCAUCGUUCCGAGUUCCCAGCUCCAGCAUAGAGAAUGCGGUGUCGUCGCAGAAAUCGUCGCCUGGUUUCAAGACCCCGAGGAAGAUCCCAGGUGUCGAUGAAUCUCCAGUCAAAAAACCGGAGGAUAGCCAAGACGAUGGAUUCAAGGUUCCUAUUGAUAUCGAUCUCGACAGUCCCGUAUCUAAGGGUCGGACCGGUUCGAAGAAGACUGGGAAAGGCCGCGAUAGAAGCAAUUCGGAUUCUGGGUUCCAGAUGCCACCCGGACCCAAUGACCAUGACGUUGCAGCACAGUUGUCUCAGGGCGCAGGGUUUAAAGAGCCACCCCCUCUACCAAGUAACAGUAUCUCCAGCUCGUCUCUCACGUCCAGUAAUCCAAUGAUCGAUAACGACAAUGACGACUUGCCGUCGUCUUCGCUAAGCUCGAUUAGCUCCAGCUUCUCGAUACCGGAGGACAUAGCACCCUCUAGCAAGGAGAAGGCAUCCGAACCUGCCACGAAUCAGUCUCUCUGCCCCAUGUGCAAAGAGCCAGUCGAUCCGGCGCUUCUACAAGAGUUCCUGGCGCAGUCGGAUCAACGCGUUCGGGAACAAGAACGCUUCUGCGAGAGACAUAAGAAGAAAAGCGCCCAGAAGGAAUGGAUUGACAAGGGAUAUCCUACGAUCGACUGGGAUACAUUCGAUGAGCGGAUUCGGCGUCACUUCCCCAGCCUCGAGAAGAUCCUCGUCCCGGACUCUCAUUCCUUUUAUAGAAACAUUCUUGAUUCGACGAUGAAAGCGGGCAAAGCAAAGAAUUUUAGGUUGACGGUUAAUGAUGAUCUGGAAAAUUUGUCCUGUGGGUAUUAUGGAUCGAAGGGUGCGAGUAGGAUGUUGCAAGCCGUGACGACGGAAUUCUCACGCAAGCUGCGGCAACUGGCAGCCUAUGACAACGUCAUUAAAACCGCCGGGGUGGCAGCUUAUGCGCAGGCAGUACUUGUCCCCGAGUUGAGUGUGCUCCUGGUCAAGGAGGAUAUGAACGUAAGCGACGAAGAAGCUCGCCAGAUUCUGCGAGAGAGCAUGGACGUCGGCGAGAAACUGAACUCGGCUCCGAACGAUGUGGUCCCUGUGCAGGACGACUUGACUGCCAGCAAUUGA
Molecule: messenger RNA, 1644 nt
Organism: Rasamsonia emersonii CBS 393.64
Lineage: Eukaryota; Fungi; Ascomycota; Eurotiomycetes; Eurotiales; Trichocomaceae
Exons: 2
Coding region: 1-1644 (547 amino acids)
Source: RefSeq, a predicted model, not a curated record